Messenger RNA from Melanotaenia boesemani (Boeseman's rainbowfish), 2794 nucleotides. RefSeq names its product 5-hydroxytryptamine receptor 7-like. The record is from RefSeq and is a predicted model, not a curated record. Bases 286 to 1776 code for a protein of 496 amino acids. NCBI's taxonomy places the organism in Eukaryota, Metazoa, Chordata, Actinopteri, Atheriniformes, Melanotaeniidae. Gene Ontology annotation, cellular component: membrane. The transcript has 2 exons. Gene Ontology annotation, molecular function: G protein-coupled serotonin receptor activity. Gene Ontology annotation, biological process: smooth muscle contraction; circadian rhythm; chemical synaptic transmission.
AAUACCUCAGAAAACAUUAAACAAAGUCCUGUUUUAUAGGUCAAGUAUUUUGGGAAAACGCCCGCGGCGCACCACGUGCGUAAUGACGAAGAGGUUGUGCCUCCGAAUCGAGCAAUUAAGACUCUGAGGUUUCAUUAGGACGAGGAAAACAGUGCAGUAAGUUGUGAAUGUGAGUGGACAGCAAUGAGUCAUUCUUCACACCAGCACCGGCACAUUUGUGCGCGUCUGUGUCAGCGUCGGACAGGUCUCCAAGUCCAUGGAUAAAAAGCGCCGGCAGGCAGCAGAAUGGUCGUCGCGGGAGCGAGUAACGGAACUUUGGGUAGUGACAUGAGGUCUUCAUUUGUGUCAGAGGACAAAGUCGGCGGUGGGAAUCCUGGCGGCUCCAUCGACAUCAUGAUCUCUGAGGCUCUUGCGCCGCGGCUCCUGAAGAUUGCGCAGGGCGCCGCAGAGGCUGCGGCAGCAGUGGCAGCAGCAGCAGCGACUUCUCCGUCCACCUCCACUCAGCCGCAGGUCAUGGAGACGAACGGGACGCGGUGCGGCGAGCAGAUCCUCAGCUACGGGCGCGUGGAGAAGGUGCUGAUCGGCGGCGUCCUCACCAUGCUCACGCUGUCCACCAUCUGCGGGAACUUACUGGUGGUCAUCUCUGUGUGCUUUGUGAAGAAGCUGCGCCAGCCGUCCAACUACUUGAUCGUUUCUCUGGCCGUGGCGGACCUGUCCGUGGCUCUGGCUGUUAUGCCGUUCGUCAGCAUCACGGACCUGAUUGGCGGUCAGUGGAUAUUCGGACAGUUCUUCUGUAACGUUUUUAUCGCCAUGGAUGUGAUGUGCUGCACAGCGUCCAUCAUGACCCUGUGCGUAAUCAGCAUCGACAGGUAUUUGGGCAUCACCAAACCCCUGACAUACCCUGUUCGCCAGAACGGCUGCUGCAUGGCGAAGAUGAUCCUGUCCGUGUGGCUGCUCUCUGCCUCCAUCACCCUCCCCCCCCUCUUCGGCUGGGCGCAGAACGUCAACGACGGCAGAGUCUGCCUCAUCAGCCAGGAUUUCGGCUACACCGUCUACUCCACCGCCGUGGCCUUCUACAUCCCCAUGUCGGUGAUGCUGAUCAUGUACUACAGGAUCUACCGAGCAGCCAAGCUCAGCGCAGCCAAACACACCAUCACCGGCUUCCCCAGGGAGGGGGAGCACCGUGCAGGGGUGCCUCAUCGGGCUGGGAGAGGGGGGCCUGAUGCCCUACAGCAGUCGGAAUCAGGGGAAAUGGGGAGCGUUGAAGGGACAGAGGCCGAGCAGGAGGAGGAAGCUGAGGAAGAGGAGGAGAGCCUGGACUGCGUGGCGGCGGCGUUGAAGAUCCAGCGGGAGGUGGAGGAGGAGUGCAGCAGCCGCGUCUCCCGCCUGCUGAAGAGCGGCGAGUACCACCAGCGACGGAAGAGGAAAAACCAGUCCAUCUUCAAGCGGGAGCAGAAGGCCGCGGCCACGCUGGGCAUCGUGGUCGGUGCCUUUGCCUUCUGCUGGCUGCCCUUCUUCCUGGUGUCCACGGCCCGGCCCUUCGUCUGCGGCGUGGAGUGCAGCUGCGUGCCGCUUUGGCUGGAACGAACUCUGCUGUGGCUCGGCUACGCCAACUCCCUCAUCAACCCCUUCAUUUACGCCUUUUUUAAUCGUGACCUGAGGACGACGUACAGCAACCUCCUGCGGUGCCGUUACAGGAACAUUAACCGGAAGCUGUCGGCAGCCGGCAUGCACGAGGCUCUGAAACUGGUGGAGAAGCCAGAAGCUGAUGCAUGAAGCUGUGGCUCUGCCAGCCGUUAAUGCUGGGAAAAGACCCAACAGGGCUCAGAGAGGAGCGCGAGGCCUCCAUGCUGCCAGACUGCUUGCUUCUCCAGACGAUGACUGGACGCUUAUGAAGCUGAAAUGAGUGGUUGACGGAAAGCCGGCAGUUUAAAGAUGGCUGCUGCCUGGAUGAAGAGUUCUUUGGGCAUGUUUCCAACUUUGCAUUCAGCUAAAAGCCUGGAUGGAAUUUCUGCAGCUCAGCAGAUGGAAAAGAAAAAAAAUGGAGGAUUUCCUGGAAGUCAAGCAGGCCAACAGAGUACAGCUCUGCAUUUUCUAAAAAGCACCGUAAUAAGCUCACAGCCAGAUUGAAACUCUAAUAACAUGUAAAAAUCCAUGUUUGUAUCAGUGGACCAGCUGGGGGGGUGGGGGGGUAUCUGUCGUACCUGUUUCCAGUUUAUAUCUGUUGCUUAUUGGCCACUUUUCACUGUGUAGAAAGAGCAGAAACGUGCUCCAUCAUGUCACCCCCACUUCUUUCUAUUUUUUGAUCAAUGUUUUGUUGUUUGUGAGUUUGUUUUUGUGAUUUGCAGCUUACUGAUGGAGAACGCAGAGAUGUCGCAAACCUCUAGAAGAAAAAAGAAACUUUCUGCACGUGCCCGAGCCGUUUCCCGUGUUGUCUUCUUUCACACUGUGUGCAUCAUCUUUUAGAUUUGGCUCAAAGUUACGGAAUUUCUUUCUCCUUGUGCUUCAUGUCACAGCAGAAACAGCUGAGGAAACAGCUGACAAAACAGCUAAUGAAACAGCUGACGAAACAGCUGAUGAAACAGCUAAUGAAACAGCUGACGAAACAGCUGACGAAAUCUGAGCAGAAGUUGACGGCGGUUAAAGAGCCGACUUUUCAGGUCGCUCUGCUUUCUCUUGUUAUUUCAAGCUGCACGACUCGACUGUAACUUAUGUUGUUUCCAGUUUGCCCCAUUUUGUGAAAAACUAUUAAAUCACAAUUUGUAGUAAAAAUCCUGCUGCAGCCCAAAUGUUC